Molecule: messenger RNA, 4764 nt
Organism: Sus scrofa (pig)
Lineage: Eukaryota; Metazoa; Chordata; Mammalia; Artiodactyla; Suidae
Source: RefSeq, a predicted model, not a curated record
CGGGAGCGGCGGCGGCGGCGGCGGUGGCGGCGGUGGUGGAGGAGGUGGGCACAUCGCGUCAGACCUUCAAGUACUUUGUUUGUGCCAAAUCAUUACCACUUGCCACAUGAGUCUAAAUCAUGACGGAUGCCAAGUAUGUCCUCUGCAAAUGGAAAGAGCGAUUAUGGCCUGCAAAGGUCUUGGCCGGAACUGAGAAAUCAGCAAAAAAUAAGAGAAAAAAGAAUAUUUUCCUAAACGUUCAGAUACUCUCCUUAGACAAAAAGUUAAGUGUUGUGUUUUUGUUUUGUUUUUUUGUCUUUUUAGGGUUGUACCUGCGGCAUAUGGAAUUUCCCAGGCUAGGGGUCGAAUCAGAGCUGCAGCUGCCCAUCUACACCAUAGCCACAGCAACUCGGAAUCCAAGCUGCGUCUGCGACCUACACCACAGCUCAGGGCAACCCCAGAUCCUUAGCUCACUGAGUGAGGCCAGGGAUCAAACCAGAGUCCUAAUGGAUAUUGGUUGGGUUUGGGUUCCUUAACUGCUGAAUCACGAUGGGAACUCCCUCAUGUUGUGUUUUUGUAAUACUGUAUAUUUUUUUUCCAUGUGGGAUUUCUGAUACCACCCCCCCACACACCCACUUCCAAAAAAAAAAAGGGAAGUUUUCUUUUAAGGGCUUCUUAUCCCUUUAGUUCCUGGAAGUGCUAAUAACAGCCGUAAGAGGAAAACUGGUUUUAUUUCACAUAUGUUUGAGAAAUUGAAGAUCUUUGCAAGGUAUUGUGUGUGAUCUACAGAGAGAUCAGUAUAAAAGCGGAGUAAAUACAGGAGCUCCCUGGUGGCUCAGCGGGUGAAGGAUCUGGCGUUGUCAAUGCUGUGGCACAGGUUUUUGCCCUGGCCCUGGCCCUCCCCCCCCCAAAAAAAUGGCGUAAAUAUAAAUUAUAUACUAGGUGAAUGGUUGCUGGGGUUCAGGUGGGGAUGUUUCCUUCCCACAGAUUUAUUUCUGUUUCUUUUUUCCAGAAACUAGUGUGACAGCCCCAUGAGUCUUGGAAUGUUUGAUGUUUGAGCCUGUCCUUCUAACAGGAAGCUGUCCUUUAGCAUUCAGACAGCAAAUGCGUGGGCAUGGGUGUGGGGUAGCUUUAUAUUGUGAUCUGGGUUGUCCUUCACUUGAAGGACAUAGGUCACCAGGCACCACUGGAAUGCCCAGGUCCUGUGUGACUACUGAAAAUUCCCAGUUCUAAAUGAAGAAUAAAACCUGGUCAGCUCCCCUUCCAGCUUCCCUGCGUCCCCAUCCCUCUCUCUGCAGAGCUGCUUGCUUGGACGCCUGCUUAGUCCUCAGCUCACACUUUCCCUGAGGCUGGGAAGGUAAUUGAAUACUCGAGUUUAAAAGGAAAGCACAUCCUUUUAAACUAAAACACACCUGCUGGGCUGUAAACAGCUUCUAGUGACAUUAUCAUCUACUCUGAAAAUGUAACAAAGGAGUUAUUUGUGCAGUUGAAAGUGGGAUUUGCCUCAUAAGAGUCACAAUUUGAAUUCAUUUUUACUCUAAAAUCCAGCCAACCUUUUUUUGUCUUAAAAGGGGAAGGGGAAAAAAAAUAAAACCCUCCACAUUCACCAGAGUCCUUGCUGCCUCUAACCUCAGGCGUGCGAAUUCCUUGUUGGCUGUGACUUUUGGUUUAAGUGUAAGGGUGUGGAGGAAGAAAAUGAAUCUCAUUCUUUUGUCAUCUCCAGAAAAACAAGUUUGAAAACAUCUUGAUGGCGUCUAACGGCCGUUUCUGUCCCUGCAGAAUUAAGGUAAUGAACAAGAGGGCCAAGAUCCUGGAGAAGUCUCACAUUGAAAGCAUUGCCUCCUCUUUAGCCUCUGAGAGCGCAGUGCUGGCCGCACCCCUAGAGGAGCUGGCCUACCGGCGCGCACUUCGAGUGGCCCUGGACGUGCUGAAUGAGAGGAGCUAUUUGCAGGAAGAAAGCACUUCGAGGGAAGAAAGGGCCACUGUGUCUCCGAGUGAGAAGCCUGCGGAACCAGCCCCUUCACCCUACGGCCCCAGCCCCACACCUUCGCUGCUCGAGGAUGCAUUGGGCUGUCGCAGAGCCCAGAGGAGGGAGCGCCUGCACCAGAGGCUCUCGGGGCCGACUCCUCUUGAGAAGGACCCCACAUGCCAAGUGGACCACAAGGACGGGCUUGGGCGCGGUGGAUGCCCACCUGCCCCCGCACUCUCCUCAGCUGACGGUGGACCCAGAAGAUCCCGGGAGAACUGGACGACCCCAAGUAAAAGGGGUAGAAGCCCAGCCCAGGAGGCCAGCUUCAGUCAGAACAGGCUUCUGGUAUCAGAGGAGAACAAGGCCCUGUGUUCACCUCCCAGAGCUGGGGAGGAGGGUACCCUGGGCAGCCCUGCCACGCUUCUGUCCCCGGGACCUGUGGCCUACCCUCAUGCCCGAAGCCCAGAUACCCGCAGCCCAGAUGGCAGCACUGUUCGGCUGGGCCCCGCAGAGGACUUUGGAAACGACCAUCUCCUGGACGAAGAACCGCGUUCAUUUGAAGUAGGAAUGUUAGUCUGGCUUAAAUACCAAAAAUACCCAUUCUGGCCUGCCGUGGUCAAGAGUGUCAGGCGAAGGGAUAAGAAAGCAAGCGUGCUUUUUAUUGAAGGAAACAUGAACCCCAAAGGGAGAGGCAUCACGGUGUCUCUUAGACGGCUGAAGCAUUUUGAUUGUAAGGAGAAGCAGGCGUUUCUGGACGAGGCCAAGGAAGACUUUGGUCAGGCCAUCGGCUGGUGCGUCUCGCUCAUCACCGACUACAGGGUCCGGCUCGGCUGUGGUUCUUUCACCGGCUCUUUUCUGGAAUAUUAUGCAGCUGACAUAAGCUACCCUGUCCGCAAGUCAAUCCAGCAGGACGUCCAGGGGACCAGGUUCCCCCAGCUGAGCAGGGGGGACCUGGAGGAGCCCACAGUGGGGGGCCCGAAGGGCAGGAGGCAGGCCUGCAGGAAGGUCCUCCCUGACCGUUCGAGGGCCGCCCGGGACCGUGCCAACCAGAGGCUGGUGGAAUACAUCGUGAAGGCCAGGGGUGCUGAGGGCCACCUUCGGGACAUCCUGAAGAACAGGAGGCCAUCCAGGUGGCUGAAGACCUUCCUGAGCUCGGGGCAACAUGUGACCUGCGUGGAGACUUACCUGGAGGAUGAUGAGCAGCUGGACCUGGUGGUGAAGUACCUGCAGGGGCUGUGCCAGGAGGCGGGCAACAGAGCUCUGGCACACACGGGUGCCGACAGGAUCCGCUUUGUCCUGGAUGUCCUCCUGCCCGAGGCCAUCAUCUGCGCGAUUUCUGCCGUGGACUCAGUGGACUACAAGACAGCCGAGGAGAAGUACAUCCGAGGACCUUCCCUCAGCUACCGGGAAAAAGAAAUAUUUGAUAACCAGCUCCUGGAAGAAAGGAACCGUCGGUGCUGAGGCCGGAGGAAGCUGUGUUUUGCCCCAGAGCUCUGGGGCAGGCGGGGCUCUGCCUCCGUCUGACUGCGGCUUCUCCUUUCCUGGCUCUUGUGGAAGGUACAGGUCCUAAAAGGUUUUUAAAGGACGAAAAUGAAUUUCUUGUGUGUGUGCUUAACAUCAUUACCUGUGACUGUACUCUAGGUUCAUUGAAGGUGCACAUUUGUUCUUUAUGUUAAAAAGCAUCGUAUCUGACAUUAAAGAGGAGCUUUAAAGACUCUAAUACAAAUGUACAGCCCCUGGCACAUCAAUGUAUUUUUCCAUUUGUUUCCCUCUUUUGUGUGAUUGCUCCUAAGAGGACUCCUAAGUUUGUUGUGCCUCUAUUUUGUUUUUGAGAAAAACCCAUGUUUGAGAGAGGCAGGACCAGAGACCAGCUGCUUUCCGGUGUUCUGGCCUCUGCUGGGAUUGCCGUGCAGGAGACCAAAUGGACCAUGAUUCUUACUGGCGUCUUUCUGCUCACUCUGCGUGGGUCAGCACCCAGCCAGCUGGAGCUGUGACACCUGUGUGUGCAGCCUGGGACACAAGCUCACACCCUGGGCCUAGCACCUGCAGAAAUGAGCCCUUUGUCUGGAGGCUCGAAGCACAAGAUGGGUUCCCCUGAUGCCCCAGGGUCCCAGGCUCAGGGCCCUGCCUUUGGAGACAGUUGUGUGCAGGCCUGGGCCCCGACGUGGUUACAGAAGUCCCGUUUUGGCCAGAGCCACCCACAGUGGGUUAUUUUUCCUAAGCUGAUGGGAGGUUUCAUGCAGAAGGAAUCAGGGACGUGAGUUGUGAGCCCUGCCCCAUCCUCCUCCUCCUGGCUACACUGCUGCCCCACCGCCAGGGCUGCACCCCACGUCUAAGGAGAGACUGGCCUCCCUGAAGUCCGCACCUGACAGUUGGAGCGAGGGUCUCGUGGGAGGCACAAGGGCAUGUGCCCUGAAUAGAGACUGGCGUCUGAGCCUGAACGCCUUGAGUUGGAGGGCCGGGAAGGCGUGUGACAUCGCUCUUGGUUUCACUUAAACCUAAAUAGAGAUGUCGACACGCUGGCCCAGCGGUCCUGCUGAGGUGUUCCUCCCAGGGUGGCCUGAAAGGCGUCCUUUCUGGGCUGAGCUUGGGAGGAUGGCCCUACUGGCAUCACCACCAUGGCCUUGCACCCUUCUAGAAAGGUCCACCAACAGUGAGCCUCCUUGAAAUGGGUCAGGACAGAGAGCAAGAUGCUCUUGUGGGCCAGGGGUCUGCGUGGGAAUAGUCUCUUAUUGUAAAGUAUUUUUAUAUAUCUGUGUCCUAAGCUCUGGUUGUGGAAUUGAACUUUUCAGACUGGAAUUAAAUGCUGUUUUGCA